AUUAUAAAAACCUCUCGUUUUAUCAUCUUCAACCUCCGGUCCUAAACCUCAAAAAUCUCUGAAAGAACCCUAGCAAUGGCGAUGGAGAUACAAGUUAUGACCUCAAUCCCAUCAAUGGAAUUCAACUUCGAUAGCGCAUGUUCAUCUCCAUACAUGACUGCUCCUUCAAGUCCUCAACGCUUCGGCAAUUUCCUCUACAGCGUCCCAACCACUCCUACUCGUGUUUCUUCUUUCUAUCCUCAACUUAAAAAUGAUGGAAGAGCCGUCGACGGCGGAUGCGAAGGCGGCGACGAUGAUGGGAGUGAAGAUUUCGAGUUCAAUUUCAUUGGGCAGUUAGAGAAAACUCCAUUGUCGGCCGAUGAACUUUUCGAUGGAGGAAAGAUUCGACCUUUGAAACCCCAACAGUUGGAUCCAUUUGAAACAGCCAUGGAAGAGAGCCGCAAAAGAGUAACAUUACUCAACACUGUUCAUAAAAAGAGCAGAUCUUUGUCUUCUUUUGGAGUAUCCGAUGAUAUUAUUAUGCUCGAAACAGAGCAAAGUUCAUCGAAAUCUCAAAAAUUCAAUGCUAAAUCUUCUGUUUUUUCCAUUUUUUCGUUACCAAAAGGUAACAAAAAAUGGAAACUUAAAGACCUUUUGUUUUUUAGGAGCAAAUCAGAAAGCAGAACAACAAUAAGUGAAGAUCCGGUUUUGUGUAGGAAAAAUGUAAGCUUCCGGUCCACUGAGAGCGUCGGUUCGGUUUCGAGCUCGAGGAGGAGAGGACCGGUUUCGGCUCACGAGUUGAAUCAUGAUGUUUUGUAUGGGAAAGAACCGGAGGACGUGAAGAAUGCAAGUUUUCGGUCUACUGAGAGCAUCGGUUCGGUUUCUAGACCGAGGAGAGGACCGGAUUCGGCUCACGAGCUGAAUUGUGCUGUUUUGCAUGGGAAAGAACCGAAGGAUGUAAAAAAUGUAAGCUUUCGGUCUAGUGAGAGUAUCGGUUUGGUUUCUAACUCGAGGAGGAGAAGACCGGUUUCGGCUCACGAGUUGAAUUUUGAUGUUCUGUAUAGGAAAGAACCAGAGGAUGUGCAGAGUGCAAGUUUUCGGUCUACCGAGAGUAUCGGUUCGGUUUUGGUUCACGAGUUGAAUUGUGCCGUUUUGUCUAGGAAAGAAUCGGAGGAUGUGAAAAAUGCAAGCUUCCGGUCUACUGAGAGUAUCAGUUUAGUUUCUAAUUCGAGGAGGACAGGACCGGUUUCGGCUCACGAGUUGCAUUACACGAAGAACCGGGCGGUCUCGGAGGAGAUGAGGAGGAAGACAUUUUUACCUUACAAGAAGGGACUCCUUGGAUGCUUGGGGUUCAAUGCUGGUUGUGGAAUACAUGAGAUUUCUAGUGGUAUUGGGUCGUUGACACGUGGAUGACCAAAGUUUGCUAUUUAAGCCCUAUGUAAACAAAAUAAUUUAUGUUCAUUUUACAUUUUAAUCAAAGUUACAAAAUAAUUAUUGAAUGAUUCAAAAAUUUCGUUUUAAAUCAUUAGGUUGUUAAA
Gossypium arboreum is the source of this 1517-nucleotide messenger RNA. RefSeq lists its product as uncharacterized. The record is from RefSeq and is a predicted model, not a curated record. The transcript has a single exon. The coding region runs from base 76 to 1392 and encodes 438 amino acids. Lineage: Eukaryota; Viridiplantae; Streptophyta; Magnoliopsida; Malvales; Malvaceae.